AUGAUGCAGCUCUUGUUUAGUGUUCGCUUCAACGUUUGGCGUCGCAUCAAGCCAGCUUGCAAAGGUUGCUUGGUAUGGGAUAUGUUUAGGCUUUCCGGGCAGAAUCUUAGAAACCAUUGCAACGGGCGGCAUGUUUCCUUGAGCAAGGCACAGAGCGCUUGGAGCCAACCGGGGCUAUGCCCAAAACUUCAUGGCAAGUUGCAGCUUGGGGCUGCUGCUGUGGUUGGCAGACUCCGUGCUGUGCUGCGCAUGCGCUCAAGCCUUUCGAGUUGGGAGCUCGCCUACUGGCAGCCCCACAGCAUUACAGUCCUUGCGAUUUCAAGGGCGCGUGUUGCGGUUCAACUCAAUGACGCAGCCAUGGUUUAG
Messenger RNA from Effrenium voratum, 366 nucleotides. The record is from the annotation of a GenBank genome assembly. NCBI's taxonomy places the organism in Eukaryota, Dinophyceae, Suessiales, Symbiodiniaceae.